This is a messenger RNA of Aphanomyces invadans, 1191 nucleotides long. RefSeq lists its product as hypothetical. The transcript is spliced from 2 exons. NCBI's taxonomy places the organism in Eukaryota, Oomycota, Saprolegniomycetes, Saprolegniales, Verrucalvaceae. Bases 21 to 998 code for a protein of 325 amino acids. The record is from RefSeq and is a predicted model, not a curated record.
GGCGGCGCGAAGGACGAGAAAUGGGGUACACGCCGUGGCUCAAGCAGGAACUCCUCGAGCGCUGCCUGGAGCGCGUCGUCAAGGACGCGCUAAAGAAGGCCGACUUGACUCACGUGCACUUGACCAACGAGCGCGUCACAGUUGUCGCGGAGGACUUUAUCACUCAGCUCACGACAGCAACAGCAUACAUCACAGACGUCACGGAAGGACGGCAACAGUUCGUUGUGCGAGCUUGUGACGUCGUCCGCGGCGCACAUGCAAUUGGUGUCAAGCUGUAUGGGUACGACGAUGCCUCGGACGAAUCAAGGCUAGCUCUGCUGCAUGGCGAAACCGCUCCAUCCCAAACCGUGGUGGAGUCUGAGCCACGAACGCUGCACAGUGCGGACGACGAUAUUGUUGAUGUUGGUUCACUUGAAUCAUCAGAAGCGGACACCUCCGAAAGUGACGACGCCAGUGCUUCGGACGACGACGAUGUCAUUUCGCUAGGGGAUGGUGAGUUCUCCGACUGUGACGCACCUGACGAAGUCCACCCCGGCAAGAUCAACGAAGACAAUCCUUAUGCCCUCCCUCGUCGGGUCAUGUUGCGGCUCUUUCGCGACAUUUGCUCUCAAGUGAAGUUGGAAGUGAUGCCGAUCACGCGAAAGGCGCUCAGCGCCUACCACAACAUGGCCGAAGCCCUCUUGUUUCCGCUCGUUGCGUCAUGCUUACAAGAGCUUUCGUCGCAGCCUCCCCUCGUGUCUUUGUCGUCACCGUCCAUAAGUACCACCCCCACGUUAAACCGAAGGUCCGGUGGUAAGAAGCGCUUGAGCGGCGAUGUCUUUCCGCCGAUGGCCGCAGCUUCUCAGAAACGAAAGUCGCCACGGCUGGCUCACAAGUCCAUGCGUGUACACUUGACUUUCCAAGAUGAAACCAAGUCCCCCAUGACGAAGUCCGCAACGAAACAACUCACGGCUAGAUCGACGCCACCUGCAUCCCACAGGCGCACGGCCGCCGCAUGAAGUGCGAGCUUCCCAAGGAUAGCAAGCACCCAACUCAAACAACACAGACCUACACGGCAGCCGAGGCAUGAAGGAAUCACAGGACGGUCAUGGGCACCUCGUCUUCUCGUACGAUAAACUAACUGCAUCGCUGCUUGUCGCCCUGCUAUGCACUCCCGUCAUGGCAACCCCGUUGAGUUUCCAGUCCCACGGC